Molecule: messenger RNA, 1358 nt
Organism: Varanus komodoensis (Komodo dragon)
Lineage: Eukaryota; Metazoa; Chordata; Lepidosauria; Squamata; Varanidae
Product: deleted in malignant brain tumors 1 protein-like
Exons: 8
Cellular component (GO): cell surface
Source: RefSeq, a predicted model, not a curated record
AUGGGUGCCACAGCGACUCUCAGAUGGAUGGCCUUCUUCAGUAUGUUGUCUAUGCCAGCUGUCUCAGGGACUGCACGAUAUAGUCAUACAACCACAGGCAUUCUGGUAGAAUACAGUCAUUUCUAUGGGGCUACACCAGAAGACAUUGCCGUGAGUUAUAUGCUCAUCUAUGACAUGGAGCUUGCACCUAUUUUCUUGCUGAAACCAUCACUAACAUUCCCUUUUUUCCCCAUAGAAACCACAGCCUAUCCUCCUACAUCAGUUUCGGGAACAAAUAUUCCUUGUGGUGGUUUUCUUCCAUAUUCAAAUGGGAUACUGGAAAGUCCACUGUAUCCUUCUUACUACCCAAACAAUGCAGACUGCGUAUGGGAAAUCAAAGUUGGAAGCAAUUACCUGAUAGCACUUACAUUUCAAAGUAUGAUCACCUUUACAUCAACAUCCAACAUGAUGACAGUCAGAUUCCAUAGUGAUCAUAGUGCGACAGCAAGAGGAUUUUUGGCAAACUAUCAUUCUAUCCCUGCAGAUCAGAACACAACUCUGCUUUGUUUACCGGAAUAUAUGCAGGCUGUUGUUAGCAGAAGCUACCUCAGCUCCAACGGCUACUCAGCAUGGGAUGCCCACCUGCCCGACCCAUACUGCAGACCAAAGAUCACUCCAUAUUAUGUCAUCUUCAACAUACCAUACAAUGGCUGUCAGACCAGAAGAGAAGCAGGUGCUGAUACUAUUAUUUAUUCAAAUCUGAUCACGGUAACUACUUCAAGCACCCCAAUUAAAAGAAACCGGGAUCUUCACUUGCAUUUCAACUGCAAAAUGCUGCAAAACACGUGGAUAGAAACAAUGUAUGUUGCUCUUGAUCCUCUGGAGCUCAAUGAGACUCAGUAUGGACAAUAUGAUGUGAACCUUACAUUUUAUAACUCCCAGUCCUUCCUGUAUCCAGUCUAUGAUAUUCCUUACUAUGUUUCAUUAAAUCAGAAGAUAUACCUGCAACUGUAUCUUCAUAGCUCAGACUCAGAUCUGCAGCUGUUUUUGGACACAUGCAAAGCAUCACCCAACCAAAAUGACUUCACAACCCUGACUUAUGAUAUCAUCAGGAAUGGGUGUGUUCAAGAUUAUACCUAUGAGACCCAUUAUUCACCAUAUAGACAUAUCCUUCGGUUUUCCUUCCGAGCCUUUGACUUCAUUCGUAAAUAUCCAUCAGUUUACCUGCAGUGUAAAGUGGUGGUUUGCAGAGCCUAUGACUAUAAUUCCCGAUGUAAUCAGGGCUGUCUGCUAAGAUCUAAGAGAGAUACAAGCUCUUACCAGGAAUUGAUUGAGCCAAUUAAACUUCAGAAGAAUGGCAUUCAGGAACACAUAUUCUG